CCAACUCUUCUCCCUCACAACUCACAAGUCAUAACACUCCCUUCUAUUCUUCUCCGCAUAAACCAUUCUGUUUCAGCUGUGAGGGUUCGGUGCUAACUGUGGGGUCCAUCUUAACGUGCGCCGCUCUGGCUCGUCAGAUGUCGCCGCCGGCCUCGAGUCUCUUGUGAUAACCAUUUCCCGGUACAGGUGGUGGUGCGCUUAGUCAGGUAGAGAUAUCAGAGAGAGUAUUGAUCGGACGGUUAAGAGUCAGAGAGAAAAUGGACGGUCAGAAAAGCCAGGCGAAGCUUACGAGGACCCAGUCGUCGCUCCUCCGGUCCUCCCCUACUAUCCGAUCCUCCAUUCACAGCCUCCACAGCAUGUCCUCCCUCACCGAGGAUGACGUCACCUCCGGUAACUACCACCACCACCACAGCCAGUACGACGGCGACGAGGAGGAGCAGAAGCCGAAGACCAAGUCGCUGCUGCUCCCGAUUCCGCGGCUGUCCGGGUCGACUCCGCGGGCGGGCGGGUCGACCCGGUCCGGGAACAGCGGGCAGUUGACGGCCGUGGCCUCGGUCGUUAUCUUCACCUUCUUCGGAUUCUUCUUCUUCUACUACCUCCGCCGGGACGAGAUUCCGACGUCGGAGAAUCUCCUGCUGGCGCUGGUGUUCGUGGCCGUCACGCUUUUCUUGGCGAACAAGAACAAGUCGCUGAUCCACCACAGCGUCGCGGUCAUGAAGCACUCGUGGGACGACAAGUCCAAGCGCUUCCGAAUCUGCCGGGCCGCCCAACAAAGCGCGAAGCCCGUGCAGUGGUUCAUCGGGUCGGACCCGAACCCGAACCCGAAGACACGCAAGGAGCACCGGAUAAUCCGGGAGGGCGUGGAGUUCUACAGCAAUGGCGAUUUCUACGAGGGGGAGUUCCACAAGGGGAAGAGCAACGGCAGCGGGGUUUAUAACUACUUUGUCAACGGCCGUUACGAGGGUGAUUGGAUCGAUGCCAAGUAUGAUGGGUACGGAAUUGAGAGCUGGGCGAGGGGGAGUAGGUACAAGGGUCAGUAUACGCAAGGAUCGAGGCAUGGUUAUGGGGUUUAUAGAUUUUACACAGGUGAUUCUUACUCCGGGGAGUGGUGUAAUGGGCAGAGCCAUGGCGUUGGAGUUCAGACUUGCUCUGAUGGCAGCUGUUAUGCUGGGGAGUUCAAGUAUGGGGCCAAGCAUGGACUUGGCUGCUACCAUUUUAGAAAUGGAGAUAGGUACGCAGGGGAGUAUUUCGGUGACAAAAUCCAUGGAUUUGGUAUCUAUCACUUUGCUAAUGGCCAUUGUUACGAGGGGUCAUGGCAUGAGGGCCGGAAGCAAGGCUACGGCGUUUAUAUUUUCAGGAGUGGCGAUACAAGAUGUGGCGUAUGGGAUGGUGGCACCCUCAAGCACCCUCUCGUGCCACUGAACGAUGCAGUUGUACGAGCUGUUCAGGCUGCUAGAAGAGCAGCACAGAAUGCUGCUAAUCUGCGGCAGGUGGAUGAUCAGGUGAACAAGGCGGUCAUGGCUUCAAAUAGAGCUGCCACUGCCGCCAGAGUUGCUGCUGUCAAAGCCGUUCAAAACCGAAUGGAUGGCAAGUUUUGUGAUACAAAUGUCUGAAAGACUAGUAUUUU
This is a messenger RNA of Argentina anserina (silverweed cinquefoil), 1627 nucleotides long. RefSeq lists its product as uncharacterized. NCBI's taxonomy places the organism in Eukaryota, Viridiplantae, Streptophyta, Magnoliopsida, Rosales, Rosaceae. The record is from RefSeq and is a predicted model, not a curated record. Bases 258 to 1613 code for a protein of 451 amino acids. The transcript is spliced from 3 exons.